AUGGUCCUCGAGAUCCAGCGCGGCGCGAGCAAAGACGAGAUUCGGCAGGCAUACCGCAAGGCUGCUUUGUCCAGUCACCCCGACAAAGUCCCCGAAGACGAGCGCCCGACUGCCGAAAUCAAAUUCAAAUCCGUCCAGGAGGCAUAUGAGAUCCUUUACGAUGAUCAGAAGCGUGAACUUUACGACCGCCAUGGCAUGAACGCGUUCAACGGCUCCGGAGACCCCGGCAUGGGUGGUAUGGGAGGUGGCCCCGAUCUCGACGACAUCCUGGCACAGAUGUUCGGUGGUAUGGGCGGUAUGGGCGGCGGUAUGCCCGGCAUGGAUCCUUUCGGCGGUAUGGGAGGCAUGCCCGGAGGUCCUGGUGCAGGCCCGCGCAAGAGCCGCGAUGAGGAGCAGGACUACGAACUCAGCCUGGUGGAUCUAUACAAGGGCAAGACUGUCAAGUUUGCCAGCGUCAAGAAUGUCAUUUGCAGCUUGUGCACUGGCAAGGGCGGAAAGGAGAAGGCCAAGGCGAAGAAGUGCUCUACUUGCGAUGGUGUUGGAUACCAAGAGGUCAUCAGAAACAUGGGUCAGUUCCUCACCAAGGCUACACAGCCCUGCACUACCUGCAGUGGACGAGGAUCAUUCUUCAGCGACAAGGACAAGUGCAAGAAGUGCAAGGGCAAGCGCACAGUGGAGGCGAAGAAGAUGCUCGAGCUCUAUAUUCCCCCAGGCUCGAAGGAGGGCGACAAGAUUGUCUUGGAAGGCGAGGCUGACCAGGUUCCCGACCAAGAGCCCGGUGAUAUUGUUUUCCGCCUGGUCCAAGAGGAGCACCCUGUCUUCGACCGUGCUGGUGCAGACUUGCGAGCUGAGAUCGAUAUCACACUAGCUGAGGCAUUGACCGGUUUCUCACGCGUCGUGAUCAAGCACCUCGACGAGCGCGGUAUCGAAAUUACUCAUCCUGCCGGCCAGAUCCUCGAGUCCGGCCAAGUUUUGAAGGUCGCCGGAGAAGGCAUGCCGAUCAAGCGCAGCGACGCUCGGGGUGAUCUGUAUUUGGUUGUCAACGUGAAGUUCCCCGAUGAGAAGUGGAAGCCCAGCCCCGCCGUCCUCGAGAAGCUCAAGGAGAUCCUCCCCAAGCCCGAUGCACCCAUCGAAGCCGCCACCGUGGAUGAAGUCAAAUAUGACCCUAAGGGCAAUAUGGAAGAAUUUGGUGCUAACAACCCUAAUGGUGGUUCUGCUUGGGAGGACGAGGAAGAGGAGGAGCCUGCGCAGUGCGCGGCUCAGUAA
Penicillium atrosanguineum is the source of this 1266-nucleotide messenger RNA. Its product is annotated as putative DnaJ domain protein (Mas5). Gene Ontology annotation, cellular component: cytoplasm. Gene Ontology annotation, biological process: protein refolding. Gene Ontology annotation, molecular function: Hsp70 protein binding. The transcript is spliced from 4 exons. The record is from RefSeq and is a predicted model, not a curated record. Bases 1 to 1266 code for a protein of 421 amino acids. Lineage: Eukaryota; Fungi; Ascomycota; Eurotiomycetes; Eurotiales; Aspergillaceae.